Dimorphilus gyrociliatus is the source of this 994-nucleotide messenger RNA. The record is from the annotation of a GenBank genome assembly. Lineage: Eukaryota; Metazoa; Annelida; Polychaeta; Dinophilidae.
AAUGAAGCAUAAUUGUGAACUUCGUCUUGCCGUUAAUUAUACGGAAGAAAAUAGGACAUUAACGGUCUAUGUUUUGGAAGCUCGUCUUUUGCACGGAGAAAGCUGGCCGUCUGUUCAAGUGAGGAUUUCUAUUUCCGGAAGAGAUAGAAGAUUUACUCCCGUAGUAAGUUGCGUAAAAGAACGCGUCACCUUUGGAUGCAAAUUCAAUUUCCACCUUAAAGAUUCGGACGCAAAAAGCCGCCUGAUUUUUAGUGUCGCUCGUAAGAGUGGUACACAAAGCUGCGGAAGCGUUUCAUUUGGUAUUCGACGUUUCUUACGGAAACGCUCUUUGAAUGGAUGGCACAAGUUUGAAAGACGCGAUAAAUUGGCCGUCAAUCCCGUCGAUGUUUCAAUGAUUGGAAGUGAUAUUACGGUAUCCAGCUUCCAAAGUAUAUUCGAGAAAAAUAUGGAUUCAACAAUGUUUGAAAAGAUUAUGGAAGAGAGUAAAGAAAACCUGCAAUGUACUGACGAUAUUUUGGUGAACCUGUGCCGAAAUUACGAGAAUUUCUUGGAAAGUGGAGCUGUCUGUCAUACUCGUCCUUUGAGACGAUUUGUUUUGAAUUUGGAUGAACAUAGAGAUUUAUUUAAUAAUAUUGAAAAAAUAUCCGUUCUAAUGCGUAAUGUUAACGCUGCCUUAAGAAAUUCUACUGAUGCUAUUGAAACGUUUGCACACCACGUGCGAGUUAUUUGCGAAGCUCACGAACUAUAUGGUUCCGGUUUAAGCAAGGCUUAUUCAACAUUAAAGUAUUUGCUACAAAAUAGUCAACCCUUUCAAGACUUUAUUGCCAGAAAUGCAGCAAUUAGCGUUGCCGAAUUAUUAGUUGCACCUAUUAAUUUUAUGAAAAUAUUGUCUGAAUUAGUUAGCGAUGAUGAUGUUACUGUUUGUGUCAGUAAGAUGGCGGCAGAUAGUGUCGUUGACAGUGAUAGUGGUUAUUUAACAGUUAACCACUUAUAG